This is a messenger RNA of Drosophila sechellia, 883 nucleotides long. RefSeq names its product collectin-10. The record is from RefSeq and is a predicted model, not a curated record. NCBI's taxonomy places the organism in Eukaryota, Metazoa, Arthropoda, Insecta, Diptera, Drosophilidae. Bases 12 to 761 code for a protein of 249 amino acids. The transcript has a single exon.
UUUCACUCAAUAUGUUCAAAUACGAAGCUUACAUCUUGUAUCUAAUUGUCCUGUUAGAUCCGCAGGCUGCCCAGGAAAACAGCUGCCCCAAAGCUUCCCUGAGCGAACGACUUGAACAACGUGGAGAAUUCAGCCUGGUCGAUUUUGAUCCACUGCUGAAGUCUAUUGUGAAAAACCCACAUAAGGAAUUGCUCGGCAAAAUCGAAGGUCUGGUGGAGCACACAGAAAAUAAACUGCAGCCUAUGAAAUCAGUGAUUCCAAACCAAUCGAAGGCUUUGCUGAAUGAUUUCGACCUACAUGGCAAAUUGGAAUAUCUGGACGCAGCCCUGCAGAAGGCAGUAAAUUCCCUGCACUGCUCGCUCGAAAACAAAAAGGUCGUGUCAACUGGGAAACCCCAUCCGGAAUUCCAGAAGUUGGGCUCGAGGUACUUCUACAUCGAGCGGCAUGUCAGGCAGAAUUGGUUCGAUGCCGCUGACAAAUGCCGUAGGAUGGGCGGUCACCUGGCGACGCCCCAGGACGAGGAUGAGCUGUACAUCAUCCGCAAGCAGCUUGAAGCCCGAUGGUUUUGGCUGGACAUUAGCAAUCUGGUCGAUAAGGACCAAUACAUAUCCCUGGCCUCCGGGAAAGAAGUGCCGUAUCUUAAGUGGCGACACGGAGAGCCCAAAAAGAGUUCCGCUGCAAACUGUGCUUAUUUAUACGCCGGAGACUAUUACACAUACCAGUGCAGUGACAGAAACUUUUUCAUUUGCCAAGCUGCGUAAGGAGACGACUGCCCUUAGAAUUCGAUGGUACAAUCUAAACGAUUUAGUAUGGAUUUCAUGUCGAAAUGUGCGUUGAAGUAUUAAUAAUGAGUGCAAAUAAAGCCGCUCGUUUAUUAUUCAAA